Molecule: messenger RNA, 597 nt
Organism: Lottia gigantea (owl limpet)
Lineage: Eukaryota; Metazoa; Mollusca; Gastropoda; Lottiidae
Exons: 2
Coding region: 1-597 (198 amino acids)
Source: RefSeq, a predicted model, not a curated record
AUGGAUCCAGACUGGGUGCCUUCAAGUAAGAGAAAAAGUGGUGAAAGUUCUGAUGAAUACUCUGACGAUAACACAGAGAACCAUAAUGUUGUGAUCAAUCCUGUUCCAGAUCUUGACCAAACCAUCCAUCCCAUUAAAGAAUCCGGAGCCAAACCAGGGAAGGUAAAAACCCGAAAUCCAAGACGUACUAAUGCGAAAGUUUUAUCUGCCAAAGAGUUCCUUAACGAACUUCCUAAACUCCAAUCACAUUAUUGCAGGGCUUCAUCAAAGAAAUCAUACCUCGAACCGAUAUUUACAAAUUUCGCUGAACUUUAUAGAGUGUAUAAAGACUAUUGCUGUCAAAAAGCUCAACCAAUUUUGGGAAAGAAAGCCUUCAAAUCAAUUAUUGUUGAUUUAAAUCUCUCCCUUUUUUAUCCCAUAAAGGAUCAAUGCGAUAUUUGUUACAAGUUCCGUACUGAUAAUAUCACUGAGGCCGAAUACAAUGCACACGAAUGUAAAACUAGUGCCAGGGAUGAAAAAUGUCAAGAUAAACUGUUAGCGGAAUCCAAUCAUACAAUCAAAGUUGUAACCCUAAAUCUGCAGUUGUUGCUUCUUUGA